GAACUGCUUUCCCAGCGUAAUACUCAGUCCUUCCAACAUCCCAUACACCUGCGAAGUUAACGAUGCCCAAACACUGAUUGGCUUGAACCUCUCCGCCUCGUACUACAACCCAGCAGGUCUCAAUCCUGGAUGGCCGGCGACUCUUGAUGCGGGAACUAAUACCAUUGCAUUCAAGCCUGAUCGUGGGGCGACUUCAGGACGUUGGGAAUUGGCCAUAACACGUAUUUCGGUUGGUGGAAACUCUUACGUUCCUCUGUCGACCAAUAAGAGCAUGGAAUUCAUGAUGAUUACUGCGACCCGUGCGGAUUUCGAUGUACUCUAUCCGUAUUACGGUAUGGGGGUGUCGUUUGCACCCAAUCUCCCAACCGGCACCACGGCUUCCGACUACAUGCUGGUGCGCUCUUUCAAUGACUGCCGGUACACCCCUGCCAACUGCACUGACUCUGUUGGAUGCUACAGAAUGCUGCCACCCGCUCAUCUUCCCCCUCCGGGCGAAUACAGGCUCUGUGUGACGUCAAAUGACUGGCAUGACCAAUACCUUCCGUGGGGUGUGAACGCUCUUGAGGUGAAGCUUCUGAUGGCCACGCCGCUGUACUUGACAUCUGGUAAAGACAGAAAUGUCGUGCUGCAGGAUGCGGAAUCUGUGGUAAAUGAGUCGAGGCGUGUGUUCCUGGUGCGGUGCCCUGGCAACUACUGCCCCCUUGUGACCACUGACAGUGGGGAAGAUGUGGUGCACCGUGAUGCGUGUGUGAACACCUCCAGCUCGUCGCGUGUGUACCUGUCCGACGAACGUGUGCUGUUAGCAGCACCUGGUGUGUACGCUGUGUGUGUCGAUGAUGGUGAUGGAGAGUACACUG
Molecule: messenger RNA, 857 nt
Organism: Trypanosoma grayi
Lineage: Eukaryota; Euglenozoa; Kinetoplastea; Trypanosomatida; Trypanosomatidae
Exons: 1
Source: RefSeq, a predicted model, not a curated record